Messenger RNA from Hyla sarda, 1502 nucleotides. RefSeq lists its product as uncharacterized. The transcript is spliced from 2 exons. The record is from RefSeq and is a predicted model, not a curated record. Bases 332 to 1057 code for a protein of 241 amino acids. NCBI's taxonomy places the organism in Eukaryota, Metazoa, Chordata, Amphibia, Anura, Hylidae.
CUUGAAGACCACUGCUAUAGAGGGUGCAAAUGUAUCUGAGCCCUGGAACUCAAAUAAUGUGAAAUAUGAGAUGAUCAAAAUGGAGCCCCUGCACUAAUUACUUGGGUUCUGAGGUCUGUAAGGUCCAUAGUAAAAACAUCAGGUUCUGUCUAUAGCAGAUACUAAAUCAUGGCAGCUCAAAGAAACAAGCAGUCAUUCUGACAUGUCACAUGUGAUGUCAUAGACAGCUGGAGGCCUGACAUCCCACUGACAGCCGCCCGAGCCUUCAGUCUGUUCCAGUGCGAUUAGUGAGAAUAGUGAGAUUAGCGUCUUCUUUUUCUACUUGUCUGAAAUGGAGCUAAAAGGACUGGGGUUCGUCCCCCUCCUGUUGGCGUUUUGGUGUGCGGCCUGGCUUGCCACCAGCUACAUCAUGACGGUCGUCCUCGGCCAUGCAGCCUCGCCACUGAUGAGCAUCAGUGACGUGGGAAAUGUCUUUCCCGAAAGCAUAUUAUUCAGAAUUGGAUUUAUAGGGACGUCCAUUGGCACUUUGGUACUAACCUUUCUUAUUUAUAAGUAUAUGGUUAUGCAUACUGAAGAGUUCAGGGGUCAUCAGGUCCUGAUCCAGAGGAUCCUGCUGGCCAUUGUGUGGGCCUCCUGUUUUUCCACAGCUGUUAUGCAUGUAUUGUCCCCCGAAGAAUAUCCCAGGAUACACUUUGUCAGCACGAUAAUUUCCAUUACAUGUGAAGCCUUAUACUACCUUGGGCAGUCCAUCCAGAUGUAUAAAUUACCAGGAGCAAAAAAAGUCAUCCACCAUAGUAGAUGCACCUGCUGUGGCCUGACUUUUGUCUGUGUAGUUUUCUAUUUUGGAUAUGAAACAUUAAAGGAAUUAUUCCAUAAUGAUGAAGACUGGGACGAGAUCCGUGAAAUCCCCAUCAUAAUCAUCGAGUGGGUGAUGCUUCUACUGAUCCUGAUAAACAUCGUGACCUAUUAUUCCACCAUGCAGAGGUUAUUGUUGACCGUCUCCAGAAACAGCUGCACACUCUCUCUUAGAGUAAAAAUUGAUGACUUCGGGGUGUAGACCACCACGGGGGCCAUCAAGUGGACUUCUGGGAGAGAUACUGCACAGGACACGGAAAACAUCUAAAGAAGAGUAACUGGGGGACUACAUAUGGUGCCAGUAAUCAUGACACAAUAAUAUGAGCUGGUGAUAUUACCUAUACAAAAAAAAAAAAAAAAAAAAUUAUAAAAAAAAUAUUGGUGUGUGAAGUGUAAUACCUAGUUAGAAAAACAGAAUCAAAUUCAUCAUUAUAACCCCCCUCUGCAUUACCCUGUUUAUUAUUUUUCAAGCAAGCACUUUGUUCUAAUUCGUCCACUCUCUGGCGUGCUCCUUGUAUAAGGGGUUUGGGAUACCCUUUUUGUUUAAAACGAUCCUCCAGGUUCUCUAGUUGUUGUAGGUAUUUUUGUGUGGAAGAACAAUUCCUUCGGAUUCUUUUCAUUUGACCGAAUGGAAUGUUCUUCUUCCA